UCGCCCAGCAAGAAGGCAGAAAAUCAAGGAAGUCCCAGCAGCAGGGUUUUUUGCUCUCUUGAGAGCCCAGGCUGGAGCUAGCGAGUGUUUGGGGGGGGGAAAAAAAAAGAAACAGGGCGUGGGAAAAGGGAUUGUGGAAGGAGAAGUGGGGUCAAGCCUGUCCAUUCAGCCGCCAGCUACAGGAUCAGGACUGGGGAGGUGAAAAAUGUCACCUGCAGUGGGGGCUCUAGCAACAUCUCCUUCCUAGUCACCUUUUUUUUCCCCCGUAGAAGCAAGGGUGGCGGGAGUUUCAGUUAACCACUCACAGAGAAAAAAAUUCCCCAAACUAUGCAUACAAAGAAACAGCUUGAUCGCAAGAGUGUGACUCCCAUAGUAAUAAAGUCUCAGCCUUGGGAACUCAGGUGACUCCGUAUCUUUUCUUCAAGAAGGAAUAAUUUCACACUAAUAACAAAGAGUUGGGGCUGAUAACCAUACAGAGUACCCAGUUUUCAAUGGCACCUUGUUUCUCUCACCAUACUGGCCAAACAAUAGAAAAGGACAUGCCCAGGGAAGUGACCCCUUGACCCAUAGGGCCCUGAAAGACGAAAGCAAAAAGCAAGAUCACUUCUCUUUGUCGUGUCUUCACAAAUUAACUGCGCUCCGAGGGAGGGAAUCCAGGCCUAGGCUCCAGCCCUUUGCUACUGUGGCUGCUGUCUCUACCACCACUGUGGCUCAUGUGGUCAACACUAAUACAGUGCCACCGCGGUCCUUGUCCCUCCUGACAUUUGUAUUGCCUGAGGAAGGAGGAUAGUGGCAGAAGAGUUGGGAAAAUAUAUUGAAAACUUAAAAAAAGAAAUUGCUUCUGUCUGGUCCCACACUGUGGAUAGACCCAUGGACAUUCUAGGUGUAGAAUGUGUGACUUUAAAGCACACUUCAGAGAUGAGCACGGGUUUGGACCUUCUUGAAAUUAUAUUUCCUGAUUACGCUUCAGGGGGGUGGGGUGGGAUGGACUGUUUUUUCCAGCUCAAGUUGGAGGAGACCAGUGACAUCCGGUCUAAGACCUUGGACCUCAGGAAGGGAAAUCAAAGUGGUGCCCACCGAAAUGGAUGCUAGACGAAAGCACUGGAAAGACAAUAAGUUGACUCCUUUUUUAAAUGAGCAUGGUGUCUUAGAAGAUGCUGCUCCUCCUCUGUCUUUCUCCGAAGAAACAUCUUCAAACAAAUCCUGGAGGAUGAGGAGAGUUUCUAACUUUCCCAGUAGAAAUGCUCAAGAAGGAAAUACAUAUACGAGGAAGGACUAUUAUUCCCAGAUAGCGGAAAGAGACCAAGACCCCAAUUUAAGAGAGACAAGGAUGAACGCAUCAAAGAAUGCAGCAAACGCAAAUUCUGUCUUCUGGGACUUUCUCGAUCUGGACGGUGCUACCAAGGAAAGUUCUCACAGCAGGGAGAGCGCCUCUGCGUGGAUUGAGAAGGAACUGUCGGCGGCAGCACAAGUCAGCAAGAAGAAAUGGACCGAAACAAUGCCUCCCAAACUCCGCCUGUACCUCCUGAAGGAAGAGCUGGGAGAACUUAACCUCAAAUGCCGGGAGAUCGAAGAGGAUUUUGAAAAUGCCGAAAAAGAACUUUUGAAUUCUCGAAAGGAAGCCUCGAGGAGAUAUGUCAAUUUUCAAGAAACAGGGACAGCUGCUUCAAAGAAUGACUGUGAACUGCAAGCUUUAAAAAACGACCUGACUGAAAAAGCGACAAACGUAAAAAACUUAACCGAAGAGCUCCAGCAAGCCAAAGAAGUCAUGUACAGGCUGAAUCUAGAGAACAGAAACUUGAAAGACUCUGUCAGGAAACUGAAGCGUCAAACUGAACUCAGCACAGCGCUCCUCAGGGAAGAGAUGAAGUUGUUUUAUGAGCUGGAAAUGGAAAAGAUCCACGUAGAGCUGGGUGCCAUCAAGAGUGAGCUGAGAGCUGAGAAGAGCCUGCGAGCGAAGAACAGCAGAGCCCUGGAGUUGCUUGGAAGACACGUGGCUUCUGUGGUAAGGUCAUCGCGUACUGCUGACCACUUUACCGGGAAUGAUCUUUAAACAUAAGGGGGGAAAAGCCUUUCCCUGGGCAAGCCAUUGAGCCAAAUCCAUGUUUAUCGUACUAUGUCUUUGUGUCCUGCUAAACUGUAUUUGAUAGCUUACAGUCUUUGCGGUGAAUCAUGUUAACUUUGAAGCAUCUGUGUUCUCUUUCGUUUUGAGAAUCCGAAUGGAAACUUCUGAAAUCUAUUUUAUAUGGGUGCCUAUAUAAUAUUACUAAAACAAAACAAGGACAAAAACCCAAACGGAUUUACCAAAUCAUGGAUGAACCCAAGUCAUCAGCCUCAUUGUAUGAUCUUGUUAGCCAUGUCCUUGGCACAUGAAUGUUCUCCCAUCUGUGGUAAGCAGUGUGAAUAAUAAAAUCUUGUUUACACGU
Messenger RNA from Alexandromys fortis (reed vole), 2426 nucleotides. It is a transcript of the gene Ccdc160, whose product is annotated as coiled-coil domain containing 160. The transcript is spliced from 2 exons. NCBI's taxonomy places the organism in Eukaryota, Metazoa, Chordata, Mammalia, Rodentia, Cricetidae. The coding region runs from base 1082 to 2053 and encodes 323 amino acids. The record is from RefSeq and is a predicted model, not a curated record.